GGGCACAUCUCUAACACCGCUAUCCCCUUCCUCCUACAUUCGGCUCUCCUCCGACUGCAGCUUCCGGUCUUCCAGAUUGCUGCCAAUGGCGCCACCGGUGCGGCCAUCCAAUGCCACGCUUCUCGCUCGGCUCGGGGAGGGCACGGCCAGGUUCGAGCUCCUCGAGGACCCCGCGCCUGCUCCGGUUUGGCCCCGCCUCCACGGCUUCGCCAGGAUUGGAUCCUCGCUGAGGGGCGGCUGGUCGGCGGCGCUGAACAAGGUGGAGCACUACGGGGUCCAGAGAGUCACCGGCGAUGGACGGUGCAUGUUUCGAGCCUUGGCUAAGGGAAUGGCAAAGACCAGGGGAAUUCCAUUGACCCCAAGGGAGGAGGUACAAGAUGCAGACGACUUACGGCUGGCAGUGAAAGAAGUUAUAUGUGACAACCAAACCGAGCGUCAAAAGUAUGAAGAGGCAAUUAUAGCCAUUACAGUGGAUGAAUCUUUGAAACGAUACUGCCAAAGGAUAAGGCGACCUGAUUUUUGGGGCGGAGAGUCAGAACUCUUGGUUUUGUCUAGACUGUGCCGGCAACCAAUCAUUAUUUACAUUCCGGAGCGUGAGUACCGCGGACGGGGCAACGGGUUUAUCCCAAUUGCCGAGUACGGGUUGGAGUUUACCAAAGACUCAAAAGAGGGGAAGAAACGGGUGCCGGUGAGGCUAUUAUACAGCGGGAAGAACCACUAUGAUCUGCUGAUAUAAAAUGGGCACAUGAGACACGUCCGGGCUAAGCAUCAGACAGAAUACCGGCAGCCACACCGCCCAUCCGUGGCACAUAUAUAAAUUCCCGUUUUCUUUCCAUGGUUACAUUCUUCGAUCCUGCUAAUUAAGCUCUUGUUCUUCGGUUA
This is a messenger RNA of Hordeum vulgare subsp. vulgare (domesticated barley), 882 nucleotides long. RefSeq names its product OVARIAN TUMOR DOMAIN-containing deubiquitinating enzyme 3. Gene Ontology annotation, molecular function: cysteine-type deubiquitinase activity. Lineage: Eukaryota; Viridiplantae; Streptophyta; Magnoliopsida; Poales; Poaceae. Gene Ontology annotation, biological process: endoplasmic reticulum unfolded protein response; protein deubiquitination. Bases 86 to 736 code for a protein of 216 amino acids. The transcript has 8 exons. The record is from RefSeq and is a predicted model, not a curated record. Gene Ontology annotation, cellular component: cytosol; nucleus.